Messenger RNA from Ornithorhynchus anatinus (platypus), 4367 nucleotides. RefSeq names its product fascin actin-bundling protein 1 (gene FSCN1). Gene Ontology annotation, molecular function: actin filament binding; protein-macromolecule adaptor activity. The transcript has 5 exons. Gene Ontology annotation, cellular component: cytoplasm; filopodium; cell projection membrane. The record is from RefSeq and is a predicted model, not a curated record. Gene Ontology annotation, biological process: actin filament bundle assembly; establishment or maintenance of cell polarity; cell migration. NCBI's taxonomy places the organism in Eukaryota, Metazoa, Chordata, Mammalia, Monotremata, Ornithorhynchidae. Bases 237 to 1724 code for a protein of 495 amino acids.
GGGAGAGAGAGGGGAGAGCAGUAACAGCAGAGAGAGAGAGAGAGAGAGAGAGAGACUGUUGGGGUGGUGGAUAGAGGGGACAGCAGCAACAGCAGAGAGACACACAAACACAUACACACAGACACACAGAGACUCUUAGGGGUUUGUGGAGAGAGAGAAGAGCAGCAGUAGCCAAAGGUGCAGCAGCCACAGCCGUCGGAGUAGUUCCCGCCUCGCCAGGCCCGAAGCCCGACACCAUGACGGCCAACGGGCCCUGCGAGUCGGUGCAGAUCCAGUUCGGGCUGAUCAACUGCGGCAACAAGUACCUGACGGCGGAGGCCUUCGGCUUCAAGGUCAACGCGUCCGCGUCCAGCCUGAAGAAGAAGCAGAUCUGGACGCUGGAGCAGCCGGGCGGCGGGGAGGAGGCCGGGGCCGUCCAGGCCGUGUGCCUCAAGAGCCACCUGGGCCGCUACCUGUCGGCCGACAAGGACGGGCAGGUGAGCUGCGACAGCGAGAAGCCCGACGCCGACUGCCGCUUCCUGGUGGUGGCCCACGACGACGGGCGCUGGUCGCUGCAGUCGGAGCCGCACCGGCGCUACUUCGGCGGCACCGAGGACCGGCUGUCCUGCUUCGCCCAGGCCAUCUCCCCGGCCGAGAAGUGGACGGUGCACAUCGCCAUGCACCCGCAGGUCAACGUCUACAGCCUCAGCCGCAAGCGCUACGCCCACCUGAGCGCCCGGCAGGAUGAGAUCGCCGUGGACCGCGACGUGCCGUGGGGGGUGGACUCGCUGAUCACGCUGGUCUUCGAGGACCGGCGCUACGGCCUGCGGACGGCCGACCACCGCUUCCUCCGCCGCGACGGCCGCCUGCUCGACAAGCCCGACCCCGACACCGGCUUCGCCCUCGAGUUCCGCUCCGGCAGGGUGGCCUUCCGGGACGGCGACGGCCGCUACCUCGCCCCCUCGGGCCCCAGCGGCACCCUCAGGGCCGGGAAGGCCACCAGGGUGGGCAAGGACGAGCUCUUCGUCCUCGAGCAGAGCUGCCCCCAGGUCGUCCUCCGGGCCGGAAACGACAGGAAUGUGUCCACUCGCCAGGGAAUGGACCUCUCUGCAAAUCAGGAUGAGGAGAGUGACCAAGAGACCUUCCAACUGGAGAUCAAUAGGGACACCAAGAAGUGUGCUUUUCGGACCUCCACGGGCAAGUACUGGACCCUCACUCCCAGUGGUGGCAUCCAGUCAACUGCUUCAGUCAAGAAUUCCAGUUGCUACUUCGAUAUCGAGUGGCUCGACAGGAGGAUCACCCUGAAGGCUGCCAACGGCAAGUACGUGACGGCCAAGAAGAACGGUCAGCUGGCCGCCUCGGUGGAAACUGUGGGUGAAACCGAACACUUUUUAAUGAAGCUGAUUAACCGGCCCAUCAUCGUCCUGCGUGGGGAGCAUGGCUUCAUUGGCUGCCGGAAGGUGACCGGGACCCUGGACUCCAACCGGUCUUCCUAUGAUGUGUUUCAACUGGAAUUUAAUGAUGGUGCCUACAAUAUCAAAGAUUCCACCGGGAAGUACUGGAUGGUUGGGAACGAGUCUUCCGUCACCAGCAGCAGCGAUACCCCCGUGGACUUCUUCUUCGAGUUCUGCGACUACAACAAAGUGGCCAUCAAAACCAACGGCCGAUACCUGAAGGGCGACCACGCCGGGGUCCUGAAAGCUUCCGCCGACUCCAUUGACCCUUCCACGCUCUGGGAGUACUAGGUGCACUUUAGCAGCGUCAGCUUUCCGCUCCCUGCCCUGGUGCCCGUUUUUUUGGUUCCAUCUGUCUUCUGAUCUGCCCUCCCGCCCCCGCCACCUCCCCCUCCUCCUCCCUCGUUCAUUGAAAGGGUUUCAGGAUGGCUUACUAUGCUUCUCCCCUGAGACCGUGUCAUCUGACUUCCUUCGCCUCUUUCUGUUUUUGUUGUUGUUUUUUUUUCGGUGUUGGGGAAGCCCUCCACCUUUCAAACUGGAGAAAAUCAUGCGUCCUCCUCCCCCCUCCCUCCGGUGGGCUUUUCCCUGCUUGGAAGCUUUCCCCACCUGCCCCCCCAUCCCCCGUUUCUACAGGGUGAGUGUCAGUGGCAACCCAACUCCUCCUAGGGCACCGUCAGAGGAAUUUUAAAAUCCAUCUCUGUCCUCUCUCCAGUACCACAGGUAGAGGCUGGCACCUCUUUAUCCUCUGCUGCCUGGGAGACGUCCAUGCCACUGAGCCUUAUUGCCCCCAUGCUGCUCCUCUAGUAGGUGGUGCUAUGAGUGUUGUUUACUCUAAGGGCUAGAAAGAGCAGCACUGGUCUCUGUGGGAGACCUCAGUUUCACCCUGCAGGUUAAAACGGAGAAGGCCCCGAAUUCCAGGACCAGGCAUGAAGAUAAUACGUUCCUGGAUCUGCCUAGGUGGCAAUCCUUCCUCCUUCCUCUCUGCCUCCCACCCCUCAUGCUUCCCUCCCCACUCCUCAACUCCCUCCUGGUUUCUCUUGCAGGGAGUGGGGAACAGAUAGUCUUCAAGUCUAAGGCUGCAGAUUCCUCCUGGUUGUAGGUAAUAUAGCCACUCCGCAUCCCUUACGCAGCCAGAGCAUUUCCUUCUGUGGGAAUAUCUUCGGGUGUGGCUAAGGGCCUGCGGCCUCGGUCAGUGAGGGCUGCGUGAUGGACGGUGGCGGGGGCACUGACCCAGAGGGGCUCUCUGUCCAUCCGGCAGGCUAGCCGUGUCCCCGAGGAUGCCUCGCAACGGCAGCUUGCGUGACCAUCCACAGCCCAGGAGUCCCGCCUCGCCUCCCAGUGGAAACUUGAGAAUGGCUUCCACAGUUGGAUUGAUUUUCUUGUCUGUCAGCUGCCAGGUUAGAGCCCCAGUCUUUUGAGCUACUACACUGAUUCUGGAGGCAGGAGAAAUGCUCGCUGGGGAGAUGAAGGGGCCCAAUUUGGAUUAUUAGCUUUCUUCUCUUUUCCCCUCCCCGCCGGGAGGCGGCUGGCUCCUUUAACAGCAUAAGAUCCAUUUACAAAUCUGAAACCUGUCUUAGCAAACUUUGCACAGCAGUAGUGUUUCAGUUUUUGGGUUUUUUUUUCACUUUUAAUCCUAUUGGAAACCUGUAAUCUUCACUGCACAUCCUGUUUAACUGUAAGAUACUCCCUUCCUGCUUGCAGGCCCACCUAGGGGCUCCUAUUCCCUGGAAGGAAAGAGUCCCUUGGGGCCUCAUUCAGUCAUCUCUCCACCCCGGCCCCUUGUGCAACCCCCGCUUCUGAAAGGAGGGCAUGAAAAUAGCGGUGUUCCCAGAAGCAGAAAAUGACCAAAUCAGUAUUUUUUUUUUUAUCUAGUUGUGUGCUCUUUGUGGCACUAAUGUGAACAGAUGAUCCUCAUGCAAGUAUAGCAAUGUGAACGUCUGUAAUAGGAGGUGCUGAACCUUCAUGGUCUCAGCCCUGAGCAGGGUGGAAGAGUUUGUGUUUGAGGGUGGGGCGGUUGAGGGGUGCCCUCUCAGAAAUCUAUUGCUUCUCCUUGGUUCUGGUUCCAGCCUACUUGAUCUCCUGGGUCUCCCUCUUGCAGACUUUUUCUUCCAGCCAGUGUCAGAACCUGGUGGGGGUGGGGGAGUUCCACUCCAAGUUGAAAAUGGAGCAGACUGGUUUAGCACGGGAGAGUUUUGUUCACUUUUCUCUCCCCAUAGACCCCCACCGAUGAUGUGACCGGCUCCAGUGGGCCCCUCACACCCCAUCUCUGCCCUUCCUCUGCUCCAAAACCCUGGCAUUGCAAGAAAGGCUCCGCAGUAGGGUCGGAUGUGCCAAAACAGAACCACUGGUCCCUGGGGCUUUGAGCAAGGUCGUGAAAGGGACCCCUUAGAAGCCUUACAUCCUUAAGAGCCAUGACAGAGGCCCCCCUUCUCCCCACCCCCUCCAAGCUUGGUGCUAAAUGCCUGUAACUGGAACCUCUUUAUUUUCCUUAGGGGAGGGGUCACCCCGGGGUGUGCCCAUCCACUGGAUGUUGUCUGAACUCCUGCUUCCGGGAGCUUUGGGAUGGACAGGACUCGGGGGAGACUCGAGCUUUGUCCAGAAGGAACCCAAAGCAGUCUCAAGUAGGAGCCCCGAGUCGGUGCUCCAGUCUUUGAUGCAAAGUGCUUGCUGCCCUUUUCCCUCGGCCGUUUGCUUCUUCCCCAAGCAGCUGUAUGUGGCCUCUGUUCCCCUCGUGCUGGCUUCUUCCUGUGACAAUAGGUUCAGCGUCUUAUUCCUGUCUCUCGUAUCGGACGUCGUGGCUCCGAAAAGCAUCUCACUCGGGUGUUUUGUUAACAGUUUUUUUUUUAAUUUUUUUUGUAAAUGCCAUUUGUAUAACUUAAAGCAACAACAAAAUAGCUUCAACUGGAAAAAAAAAUAAAAAGACAAACAAAUGAC